This is a messenger RNA of Fomitiporia mediterranea MF3/22, 611 nucleotides long. RefSeq names its product fungal hydrophobin. The coding region runs from base 1 to 405 and encodes 134 amino acids. The record is from RefSeq and is a predicted model, not a curated record. Gene Ontology annotation, cellular component: fungal-type cell wall. Gene Ontology annotation, molecular function: structural constituent of cell wall. The transcript has 3 exons. NCBI's taxonomy places the organism in Eukaryota, Fungi, Basidiomycota, Agaricomycetes, Hymenochaetales, Hymenochaetaceae.
AUGCUUUUCACGAAGUACAUUGCUUACCUCGCUCUGCCCAUCCUUGCGGUUGCCACACCCAUGCCCUUGCCCGGCGGAGGCUCACCGACAUCCAAGCCUCCCGCGACGACGAUCACCGUCACAGCUACCGCUACAGAGACAAUAACCGGUGGUCAGUGCAACACCGGCCCGAUUCAAUGCUGCAAUUCCGUCCAGAAGGCGGAUAGCUCGGCAGUUACGGGUAUUUUGGGCUUGCUGGGCGUUGUCAUCCAAGACAUCAAUGCGCUUGUCGGGCUUACUUGUGACCCUAUCUCUGUUAUUGGCCUCGGUAGUGCUGGAUGCUCCGCCACUCCCGUUUGCUGCGAGAAUAACACUUUCAAUGGCCUCAUUGCCAUUGGCUGUGUCCCGAUUAUAAUUAACCUUUGAGGUGUUUAUUGUUCGACUUGACGGAUAUGCCUUGAUGCACUUGGGAGUUUCUCAUGAAUAUAUAUACCUUGUUACUCUCAACGGUUAUUCGGGAUGUACUGCUCUGUUCCUCACUUGGGUCUUUAAAUAAAGACUUGCUCUGUCCUCGUUUGAAUAACGACUUAGAAAGUUUGGGAUUUAAAAUUACAAGUUACCAAAUGAAGCAC